Brassica napus (rape) is the source of this 798-nucleotide messenger RNA. Its product is annotated as kinetochore protein SPC24 homolog. The record is from RefSeq and is a predicted model, not a curated record. The annotation marks the transcript as partial. NCBI's taxonomy places the organism in Eukaryota, Viridiplantae, Streptophyta, Magnoliopsida, Brassicales, Brassicaceae. The transcript is spliced from 5 exons. Gene Ontology annotation, biological process: regulation of chromosome segregation.
UUUGAUAUUCAAAAUCUAAUCUCCUUCGGAGACGAUUUGAUCAACUUACUGAACUCCAAGAACGGGUUCGACGUCGUAUCGCAAAGCUUCGACCACUCAGAAGCUCUCCACUUCGCUUGCGACGAGGAUCUCAAUCGGAUUCAGGAAUCUAUCAAAGAUUGUAAGAAGAAGCUAGAAGCUUAUAAGAAGAAAGCAGAUGAAGCUUAUUCAGAUGUUUCAGCUCGAGAUGACGAGAUUGAGCGUCUUCAGAGAGAGCUUGAUGAAGAUAUGGAGCUAGAACGCAAGAUAAAUGCCGAGCGUAGAGUCGUCGCUGAUGAACUCAAAGACCUGAAGGCCCAAUGGGCUUCCAUUGAUGAAAAGAGGCAGUCUUUAAAGAGAAAAGAGCGUGACGACUUAAGAGCUGAGAAGAAGCUUUCUAUGUAUGCGUGUGUCACAAAGGUUAUACCAGAAGCAGACGUUAAUGAUCCAUUCAAGAUCUCAGGCUAUAUGGUAGAUCGCGAGAAAAGAGUUGAGAAGUUCCAAUUAGAGACAAAUAAAAUGACGGCCCAUGAGUCAUGUAACAGUAUGUGGAGCAUCAUUAACAAGCAAUAGACAGAGCACUGAGUUCAUUUGUUUGAUGUGUUUGUCUGAACAGUCUUGGUUUUUAGCUUAGCAACCAAAAGCUCUUUAACCAUCUCUACGGUUCCUUAGAUGUUGUAGAAACCUUCCUGCUUAGUUAGUAAUUUGAUCACGAAUCUUCUUCUCAUGUAAUAUAUCAUCAUUCAUCUAUGAAAAAUGUACAUUAAUGUUUCAGUGGUA